CAAAAGUGCACUUGACCCCUGUUUUUACUAGUUUCUCUCUCCGUCUUUGUUCUGGCUGCUUCAAUAAUCGUGCGUGAAGUGAGUAGAUAGAUAUUAGAGAGGGGAUGAACGGGGAGUGAAGUGAGAGAAUCAUUCUCGACGAAGGGAAGGAGACAGUGGGACUUGGAGUUCCAAAUUAAAUCAGAUUGCGUCUAUGGAUGGAUUGCUGGCGGAGGAUAGGUAAUUGAACUUGUUCAUUGAGAUCGCCCACAAGAGAAAAGCAAAAGAAAAGGAAUAAAAAUUCUUAAAAAGUGGAGAAGGCAAGUGAGGAAAGAAGCUAGUGAGAGAGAGAGACAGAGAGAUGAAGGGUGGAGGUGGGGGUGUUUCAUCAUCAUACUCCCUUCCGGCCAAGAGAAGAUGGAAAGGUCUCGUGAUAGCGGUGUUGGGCCUAGUGUUUCUUUCCAUGCUUGUACCCCUCGUCUUCUUGCUCGGCCUCCACAGCGGUUUCCACUCUACCACCGGAUAUGGCACAGAACAACGGAACUCAGCCUCAAAUCAUCUAAGAGUUUAUGAUCAUAACGAUGCUGCUGAUACAAGAAAUCAAUCCAAGGUUCACCAUUCAAGACAUAUGGAUGAUCUUAUAAGAAGAUUAACACCAACACUUCCAAAGGGUUUGGGGAAUAACUCGGUCAAGGAAGCUGGCAAUGAUACCAAUGGUUUUCCCAUGCGAGCAGAUUUGCCCAAACAAGUCAAAGAGAAUAAUGGGUCUCUUGAUGGAGACAAGAAUGGUGAAAAUAUGAGAAGCGCUGAUGAGAGUGAAAUGAUUUGUGAAUUAAAAUUUGGGAGUUACUGUUUAUGGCGCCGAGAGCAGAGGGAAAAGAUGGAGGACUCUGUGGUGAAGAGGAUGAAGGACCUACUUUUUGUUGCUCGUGCAUACUAUCCCAGUAUUGCAAAACUACCAAAACUGGACAAAUUGUCUCAUGAACUGAAGCAAAAUAUUCAGGAUUUUGAGCGUGUUCUUAGUGAAACUACGACGGAUAAAGAUCUUCCCCCUCAGAAUAGCCAGAAGCUAAAGAUGAUGGAGGCUGCAAUAGCAAAAGCAAAAUCAUGCCCUGUGGACUGUAAUAAUGUUGACAAGAAGUUCAGACAACUAGUUGACCUGACGGAGGACGAAGCUAAUUUUCACAUGAAGCAAAGUGCCUUCCUCUACAAACUUGCAGUUCAAACCAUGCCAAAGAGUCUCCAUUGUUUAUCAAUGAGAUUAACUGUUGAGUAUUUUAGAUCUUCUUUUGAGAUUGAGCAGGCACUGGUUCAGAAAUUUGUAAACCCAGACUUGUACCACUAUGUGAUCUUCUCCAGGAAUAUACUUGCAUCGUCUGUAGUAAUCAACUCAACUGUACAACAUGCAAAAGAAAGUGAGAAACACGUCUUUCAUCUGCUGACGGACACAGAAAAUUACUUUGCCAUGAAAUUAUGGUUUUUCAGAAACAAGUAUGGUGAUGCGGCGGUUCAGGUGCUGAAUAUUGAAGACCUUAAGUUGUAUAAUCAUCAUAAGGUGGCACCAUUACAUCUGUCAUUGCCUGAAGAAUUUCAUGUUUCCUUUCGUAGGGUUGAUAAACUGUCUUCUACUCAAUUUAGAACGCAAUACCUAUCUAUGUUUUCGCAUUCCCACUAUCUCCUUCCUAAGAUAUUUCACUCUUUGGAGAAAGUUGUGGUCUUGGACGAUGAUAUCAUUGUUCAGAGAGACUUGUCAGCCCUCUGGAACCUUGACAUGGGGGGAAAAGUGAAUGGUGCCAUGCAGACUUGUGGAUUGAAGUUGCUUCACCUGAGAGCUUACUUUCCAAGCAACAGCUUUGAUGAAAAUUCUUGUGCUUGGACAUCUGGAGUAAAUAUUAUUGAUUUAUCUAGGUGGAGGACUCAUAAUCUUACUGAAGCAUAUCAGAGAUUGGUUCAGGAGAUUAAUAGAGAAGAAAGAUCA
This is a messenger RNA of Sesamum indicum (sesame), 1957 nucleotides long. RefSeq names its product galacturonosyltransferase 7 (gene GAUT7). Lineage: Eukaryota; Viridiplantae; Streptophyta; Magnoliopsida; Lamiales; Pedaliaceae. The record is from RefSeq and is a predicted model, not a curated record. Gene Ontology annotation, molecular function: polygalacturonate 4-alpha-galacturonosyltransferase activity.